UAAUAAUUUGGAAGGUAGCCUUGAUGUCUCCAUAUUAUGUCUCUGUGUUAUUUUACCGGCGUUACUAAAUAUUAGUUUUCAUCGAUUUUUACGGUUUUCGCUCAUCAAGAAUUAGACUCUUGAUCAUUCUCCACUUUCCUUUAACAAGCAAAUUUAACAAGCAAAAUGACAAAAGACGAAAAUUUAGAAAAAAAGCUAUCUGUAGAACCUAAUGAUAGUGAUAAGAAAGCAGUGACUGAUUCAGGGCCUGAUCCAUCGGCACCAAUUACGAGAAAAGGAGUAUUGACUUCUUUCUUAACUGGCAAACCUAUGGAAAUACCAGAACAGGAUGUUCUUGGCAAGUGCAGGUUUGUCUCUGAGUUUGAAAAACUGAAUCGUAUUGGAGAAGGUACCUAUGGAAUCGUGUAUCGAGCCAGAGAUACAAAAAACGAUAAAGUUGUUGCAUUAAAAAAAGUAAGAAUGGAGCAUGAAAAGGAUGGAUUGCCAGUAAGUGGUCUCAGAGAGAUAUCAGUUUUAUUAUCAUGUCGACAUGAAAACAUUGUACAUCUAAGAGAGGUAGUAGUAGGUAGAAGCCUAGAGAGCAUAUUUCUCGCAAUGGAGUACUGUGAACAGGAUUUAGCAAGCUUGCUGGACAACAUGCAAGCACCAUUUUCAGAAAGCCAAGUUAAAUGUAUUGUAUUGCAAGUGUUGAAAGGUCUUCGUUAUCUGCAUCAUAAUUUUAUUGUUCACAGAGACUUAAAAGUCUCUAAUCUUCUGAUGACGGAUAAAGGUUGUGUAAAGAUUGCUGAUUUUGGACUGGCUAGGUGGUUUGGUUUACCUUUGAAACCAAUGACACCUAGAGUAGUCACGCUGUGGUAUAGAGCACCAGAAUUGUUGUUACAAGCCAAAACGCAAACCACUUCAGUUGAUAUGUGGGCAGCUGGAUGCAUAUUGGGUGAAUUAUUGGGACAUAGACCUUUACUACCCGGUAGAUCAGAAAUUGCACAAUUAGAGUUAAUUGUCGAUUUACUGGGUACACCAAGUGAAGCUAUUUGGCCAGAAUUUAAUUCAUUGCCAGCACUACAAAAUUUUACGCUUAAACAACAACCAUAUAAUAACUUGAAACAAAGAUUUCCCUGGUUAAGCGCCGCUGGUCUUAGAUUAUUGAAUUUCUUAUUUAUGUAUGAUCCAAAGAAAAGAGCAACUGCUGAAGAAUGUUUACAAAGUAGUUACUUCAAAGAAGCUCCUUUACCUUGCGAUCCAAAACUUAUGCCUACAUUCCCGCAGCAUAGAAACAUGAAAAAAACAGUUGUGCAAAAAGAGAAUCGCGAACAAGAACCAACUGUUACUGAUCAAACCAAUAAUCUACCGGCUAUUUCAGAUCUUCUUGGAUCAUUAGUUAAGAAGAGACGUGUUGAAUGAAAAACCUUUUAUGUCUACUUGAAGAAAAGAAUAUUCUUUGAAUAUAUCUUUUUUCGAUUCUAUUUCGUAUAAUUGAUAACUAUAUGUACACUUAUUGCCAAAUAUAUGUACACUUAUUGCCAAA
This is a messenger RNA of Pogonomyrmex barbatus (red harvester ant), 1525 nucleotides long. It is a transcript of the gene Cdc10, whose product is annotated as cyclin-dependent kinase 10. Gene Ontology annotation, biological process: regulation of mitotic cell cycle; protein phosphorylation. Gene Ontology annotation, molecular function: ATP binding; cyclin-dependent protein serine/threonine kinase activity. Gene Ontology annotation, cellular component: nucleus. The record is from RefSeq and is a predicted model, not a curated record. NCBI's taxonomy places the organism in Eukaryota, Metazoa, Arthropoda, Insecta, Hymenoptera, Formicidae.